AUGAGGAGGGCGUGGCCUCCUGAUCGACAGAGGGGGCGUGGCCGUCGCCGCGUCUCGAGGCUUCCAUUGGUCCAACCGCGGCGAGGGGCGCGGCCUCACUCGGGGCGGGGGCGUGGCCGCGCUCGCGCUGUCCUCGCGCCCGCUCCGCGCUUCCCAUUGGUCGCGCGGGCGGUGACGCAGCCACGCCGCGCCGUGCGUACCGUGCGUGCCGUGCGCGCUGACGUUGCGCGGCUGCGGCGGGCGGCUCCUCUGGGGUGGCACCAUCGCAGCCGGGGGGCCCUCGGGACCCCCCCACACAGCCCCCCAUGUGCUGCCCGGCCCGGGGGGGCCCCCCCGGCACGUGAGGGGGGGCAGGGCCCCCCCAGCGCCCCCCCAGCCAUGAUGUUCCGGGACCAGGUGGGGAUCGUGGCCGGGUGGUUCCGGGGCUGGAGCGAGUGCGAGCAGACGGUGGCUCUGCUGGCGCUGCUCAAACGGGUCACGAGGACGCAGGCCCGGUUCCUGCAGCUCUGCCUCGA
This is a messenger RNA of Myiozetetes cayanensis, 515 nucleotides long. It is a transcript of the gene SAMD4B, whose product is annotated as sterile alpha motif domain containing 4B. Lineage: Eukaryota; Metazoa; Chordata; Aves; Passeriformes; Tyrannidae. Gene Ontology annotation, molecular function: mRNA binding; translation repressor activity. Gene Ontology annotation, cellular component: P-body. The record is from RefSeq and is a predicted model, not a curated record. The annotation marks the transcript as partial. The transcript is spliced from 2 exons. Gene Ontology annotation, biological process: nuclear-transcribed mRNA poly(A) tail shortening.